Messenger RNA from Mitosporidium daphniae, 741 nucleotides. RefSeq lists its product as uncharacterized. Lineage: Eukaryota; Fungi; Microsporidia. Bases 1 to 741 code for a protein of 246 amino acids. The transcript has 2 exons. The record is from RefSeq and is a predicted model, not a curated record.
AUGUUUGGGACAUCCAAACUUGGAAAGCCAAUUUUUGAGAUAUGCACUUUAAUCAGCUUGUUGCUGGGUAGAACUUUUUGCCCACCAAAUCUCAAUAUGAUUUCAUUUGGAAAAGAUAAACUCUCGCACAGUAUUUCGGCCAUCAACAACGAAGAUGUAAAAAGAAAAUCAUCAAUUUCGCUUAAAACAACAAAUUUAAGAUCUCUCCUUAAAAACACAACCUCGUUUCUUUUUGGAGAUGGAUCUAUUUCAAGAUCCCUCUCAAAAGUCAGCAAUUUGACCCAGAUUAACAGUGCAAGCCAUGCAAAAGAUCUCACCCCUCAUGAUUUUUUGUUAUCUCAAGAAAUUCCUGAUCUUUCUCCGCACACUAUUCAGCAAUUCCCACCUCACGACAAUGAAGUUCCAGUUGAAUUUCCGGUUGAAUUUCCACGUCUUGGCGGAAAUUCAUAUUUUAUCCGCGACCAAGAGACCCUCUCCUCAUUAAGCUAUGACUACUAUGCAAAAUACCAUUUAAAAGAAUCUUUAGCUGUUGACGAUUCACUGGAGGUUGGCUAUGAAGCAGAAGAGCCUGAAUCCUGUGCUGACCCUUCUGUGGCCAUUGAGAAAUAUGCCUCUGUAACCCCUCCAACAGAAAUUAUCGAUGAAUAUUGGAAUUCUCUAAUGGUAUUUUGGUUCCAUCCUAUCAAUAGAAAUCGCGGAUUACCUCUUCCUUCCCCGCUUCGACCCUCUCUAAUGACGUAA